AUGGGCUCCAUCAGUGCAGCAAAUGCAGAAUUUUCUUUUGAUGUAUUCAAAGAGCUGAAAGUCCACCACGCCAACGACAACAUCUUGUAUUCCCCCCUGAGCAUCAUUGCAGCCUUGGCCAUGGUUUAUCUGGGAGCAAGAGGUAACACUGAGUAUCAGAUGGAGAAGGUUCUUCACUUUGACAAGAUUGCGGGACUUGGAGGAAAUAUUCAGACCAAGGUACAGAAAUCUAAGUGCGGCAAGUCUGUGAAUAUCCACAUACUGUUUAAAGAACUUCUCUCUGAUAUCACUGCACCAAAAGCCAAUUAUUCACUCCACAUUGCCAACAGACUCUAUGCUGAAAAGACAUGUCCAAUCCUACCGAUCUACUUAAAAUGUGUGAAGAAAUUGUACAGAGCAGGUUUGGAAAUGGUCAACUUCAAAACAGCGUCAAAUCAAGCCAGACAGCUCAUUAAUUCCUGGGUGGAAAAUCAGACGAAUGGACAGAUACAAGAUUUCCUUGAACCAGGCUCUGUUGACCUCGAUACUGUGCUGGUUCUUGUGAACGCCGUUUACUUCAAAGGGAUAUGGAAGACAGCAUUUAAAGAAGAAGACACUCGGGAAUUUCCCUUCAGUGUGACAAAGCAAGAAAGCAGACCUGUGCAAAUGAUGUUUCAAAAUGGUACCUUCAAAGUGGCAGCGGUGCCCGCAGAGAAAAUGAAGAUCCUGGAGCUUCCGUAUGCCAGCGGGCAGCUGAGCAUGUUGGUGCUGUUGCCUGAUGACAUCUCUGGCCUGGAGCAGCUUGAGAACAAGAUCAGCUUUGAAAAACUUACAGAGUGGACCAGUCCGAAUGUGAUGGAAAAGAAGAGAGUGAAAGUGUACCUCCCGCGCAUGAAGAUUGAGGAAAAAUAUAACCUCACAUCUGUCUUAAUGGCCCUGGGUAUGACCGACCUGUUCAGCCCUUCGGCCAAUCUGUCUGGCAUUUCUUCAGCAGAGAGCCUGAAGAUAUCUGAGGCCAUGCAUGAGGCGUACAUGGAAGUUAAUGAAGAGGGCACCGAAAUGGCAGGCUCAGCAGGGGUGAUGGGAGACAUCAAGCAUUCCUCUAAGUUUGAAGAGUUUAGGGCUGACCACCCUUUCCUUUUCUUGAUCAAACACAAUCCAACCAACAGCAUCCUCUUCUUUGGCAAAUAUUGUUCCCCCUAA
This is a messenger RNA of Charadrius vociferus (killdeer), 1182 nucleotides long. Its product is annotated as ovalbumin-related protein X-like. The record is from RefSeq and is a predicted model, not a curated record. NCBI's taxonomy places the organism in Eukaryota, Metazoa, Chordata, Aves, Charadriiformes, Charadriidae. The transcript is spliced from 7 exons. Gene Ontology annotation, biological process: negative regulation of endopeptidase activity. Gene Ontology annotation, molecular function: serine-type endopeptidase inhibitor activity. The coding region runs from base 1 to 1182 and encodes 393 amino acids.